AUGGCGAGCGGCGGUGGUGGUGGUAACGCUGGCGUGGGUGGAGGCCCGGGGCUAGGCCUGAACCUCGGCCUGGGCCUGGGUCUGAGCCUCGGCAUGAGUGAGGCCACCGGCGAGGCGGAGGAGGAGGCGGCCACGGCCGAGGCGGUGGGACGCCUAGCCACGACGUUGUGGCUGCGGCUCCGCGGAUGGGAGCCGGUGCUGGCGGCGGCACAGCGCUUGCUAGUGUGGGAAAAGCCGUUGCACAGCCUGAUCACGGCGGCCGCGCUCAACGGCCUCUUCUGGUUGCUGUCUUCGUCUUCCCUCCGGCCCUUCUUCCUACUCAGCAUCUCACUUUUGGCCUAUCUUCUGCUGGAUCUCUGGCAGCCCCGUUUCCUCCCUGAAGUCCCAGCAUCAUCCCCAGAUGAGCCACACUCUGACAGUGAGGGUGCGGGGUCAGGCGCCCGGCCGCACCUGCUGAGUGUGCCCGAGUUGUGCAGAUACCUGGCUGAGAGCUGGCUCACCUUCCAGAUUCACCUUCAGGAGCUGCUGCAGUACAAGAGACAGAAUCCAGCUCAGUUCUGUGCUCGAGUCUGCUCUGGCUGCGCUGUGCUGGCGGUGCUGGGACACUAUGUUCCGGGGAUCAUGAUUUCCUACAUUGUCUUGCUGAGUAUCCUGCUGUGGCCCCUGGUGGUUUAUCAUGAGUUGAUCCAGAGGAUGUACACACGCUUGGAACCCCUGCUUAUGCAGCUGGACUACAGCAUGAAGGCAGAAGCAGACGCUUUGCAUCACAAACACGACAAGAGGAAGCGGCAGGGGAAAAACGGACCCCCAGGAGAUGAUGAACCACUGGCAGAGACCGAGAGUGAAAGCGAGGCAGAAUUGGCUGGCUUCUCCCCAGUGGUGGAUGUGAAGAAAACAGCACUGGCCUUGGCCAUUACAGACUCCGAGUUAUCAGACGAGGAGGCUUCUAUCUUGGAGAGUGGUGGCUUCUCUGUAUCCCGGGCCACAACUCCACAACUGACUGAUGUCUCUGAGGAUUUGGACCAACAGAGCCUGCCAAGUGAACCAGAGGAGUCCCUGAACCGAGAGCUAGGGGAGGGAGAGGAGGCAGAGCUGGCCCCUCCUGAAGAGCUGCUGGCCUCCCCUCAGGCCCUCUCAAGGCCGGCCCAGGACUCAGAAGAGGAAGAUGGGGCAGCUAAGGAAUCCUUGCUUCAACUCUCCUCUCCCCUUCACUUUGUGAACACACACUUCAAUGGGGCAGGAUCCCCCACAGAUGGGGUGAAGUGCCCUCUGGGGGGAACAGUGGAGACGCUGAGCCCAGAGGCAGUGAGUGGUGACCUGCCCACUCUGCCCAGCAUCCCAUCACCCCCACCUUGCUUAGCUGAGAGUGACCCAGUCCCCUCCUCCUCCAUACUUCCACCUCUCUCCCAGGACUCACCCCAGCUCCUGCCUGCCCCUGAGGAAGAAGAACCACUCGCCACUGAGGACUUUGAGUUGCUGGAUCAGGGGGAGCUGGAGCAGCUGAAUGCAGAGCUGGGGUUAACACCAGAGACACCCCCAGAGCCCCCUGAUGCGCCACCCCUGGGGCUCGACACCCUGUCUCUGGUACAGUCAGACCAAGAGGCACGGUCUGGGGCAGAACCGUGA
Chrysochloris asiatica (Cape golden mole) is the source of this 1626-nucleotide messenger RNA. It is a transcript of the gene RETREG2, whose product is annotated as family with sequence similarity 134, member A. Bases 1 to 1626 code for a protein of 541 amino acids. NCBI's taxonomy places the organism in Eukaryota, Metazoa, Chordata, Mammalia, Afrosoricida, Chrysochloridae. The record is from RefSeq and is a predicted model, not a curated record. The transcript has 9 exons.